AUUUCCAAGUUCUUGAGAAACUCACUCUAUCACAUGAAACUUCAUUUGGGAGUGACACAGAGAAAUCAGCGACUGCACCAUAAACCCUUAAAAUUAAAUCAAUCAAAAAUCGUGGAUUGAAAACAAAUAAUCCGAAAGAAAAAAAUGGGCUCUAAGAACGAAGAAGCUUCAGAUGAAGGACCUAACUAUUCACCUCCUUCUUCUUCUUCUUCGUCUCCUUCUUCUCAUGCUUGGAAAACUCGAAUCGUUAUUCCAACCCUCCUCGCAGGGGUUGCUGGAGCUGGAAUUGGGUUAAUUUCAAAGCAUCGAAAAACACUUGGUCUUGCUAAUGUGUGUUCUAGCUAUGCUGCGAAUUUCGCCAUCGUCACAGGGUGCUAUUGUGGUGCACGAGAAUAUGUGGCUGCAACUAGAAAAACGGGACCUGACGACAUAUGGAACUCUGGAUUAGCUGGAUUUGGAACUGGUGCUCUUCUUGGGCGACUGCAAGGUGGUCAACUGGGUGCACUCCGGUACUCUGUCGUCUUUGCUGUUGUGGGGACAGCAGCAGACUUUACUUAUUUGAAACUGAAAGAUGCUUUGAGAGAUUACACUAAAACAAUAUACCAAGACAUCGAGAAUUCUAAAGAGAGUGGAUCUUGGUUAAAAUUGCCAGAAUGGUUUCCGGUUAAAGUACUCGAUGAGGAAGCCCUUGCUGCUAAACGAGCUCAGGAAGAGCAAUUCCUUCAGCAGAGGGCAAGGAUUCGCAGCCUUAAAGAAGAAGAAUCUUGAGAACUUUAAAUUUUUGUGGAUGUUUUGCCUGAUCCUUGAGCGAGGCAAACUUCCACCACGUAAAGCAUUUUGUAUACCCAAUUUUAUUUUAUUUUAUUGAGUUAGUUUGUAAUAAUGUACUUUUCAAGCUAAAAAGCAAUGGCUUCAGCAGAGAUUUUGAAAAUGUUGAGAUUGAAAUUCAUGUACUCAUUUGGAUUGUCUAAUGAUUUCUCCCUUCUCAGGUAAGACAAUGUCCGGUUACUAGGUGAGGAAAUCUAUAAAAGUUUAAAUGUUGUAGUUUGACAUUUACAAUC
Vigna unguiculata (cowpea) is the source of this 1061-nucleotide messenger RNA. Its product is annotated as Mitochondrial import inner membrane translocase subunit Tim17/Tim22/Tim23 family protein. The record is from RefSeq and is a predicted model, not a curated record. Gene Ontology annotation, cellular component: TIM22 mitochondrial import inner membrane insertion complex. Gene Ontology annotation, molecular function: transmembrane protein transporter activity. NCBI's taxonomy places the organism in Eukaryota, Viridiplantae, Streptophyta, Magnoliopsida, Fabales, Fabaceae. Gene Ontology annotation, biological process: protein insertion into mitochondrial inner membrane.